AUGGCUGUUCAGGACGAAGACUUGACGGAAAAGGUUAUGGAGUUGCAAAGGCGAGAAUAUGCCUUUCUGUCCCGCUUUGCACAGCGCGAGAGAGAGAUGCGAAAGCUGGGCCAAGAGUGUGCUGAAGCUUUCCACGCCUUUGAUGACAGCCGGAAGGAUUCCUUGAAGGGUGCUUUGGUGGACCCAGCGGUGAACCUUGAAAUUGGCUUGAUGCGGCAGCGUCUGCGAAUCAAGGACCAGGAAAUUGCCCAGGUCCGGGAGGAGCUUCAAAAUGCCCAGUACCAGCCAAACAGCAUGCAGGGCAAGAAACUCCUGGACAAGUGCAACCACUUGCAAGAGGAGAACGCAGAGAUAGCGCGCCAAUUGAGUGAAGAGAAACUGCAGGUGCUGCGGAUCCAACUCUGUGCAGAACGGCGGAAACGCCUGCAAUUGCGCCAGCGCAUUGCGCAGCUGGACCAAUAUGCAGAGAAGGUGGAUGAAGAAAACGACAAGAUGACAAAAAAAUUCACUGACUUGGGUCAAAGCUUGAAAGAGACUCGUGCAGAGGUUGAGCGAUACAAGAAGGAGAUAGAAGAGAUGAAGUCGGGCAAGAAACGGAAGGACGCUGCGGCCAAGGCAGCUCAAGAGACUCCUGAGGUGCCGGCUGAAGAAGUACCUCCGGAGCAGGCAAAGCGCAGGAAGAAGGACAAAAUAUUGAAGGAGGCAGUUCAGUCUCCGCCACCUCCUGCCGUACCUGAGCCGGUGGCUGAAGCUGCUGAAACAGCUGAGGAUGAGGCUGAGCGAAAGCGAAGGAAGAAGGAGAAAAAAGAGAAGAAGAAGGAAAAGGUCAAGAAAGGCUGA
Molecule: messenger RNA, 840 nt
Organism: Cladocopium goreaui
Lineage: Eukaryota; Dinophyceae; Suessiales; Symbiodiniaceae
Source: the annotation of a GenBank genome assembly